UUCCACAUAUUGAUAUUUGGGUAUUUACUCCUUAAGAGAGGCCUGAAAAAUGCUUUGAAUCUGGUCAUCAACAACGUAGGCCAUCUUUGGGUGUCCAACUCUUUGAGCAAUAGCUCUGACCCAUGGGCAACAGGGGCGGCUUCAGGACUCGCAAACUCAUCCAUCUUCUAGAUAGAUAGCUUCAGGCUCGUAAUUCCCUGCCUUAGAUCUUGAACUGCUUGCAUAUUCCGAGACUCGAUAAACUCCAACAUUCCAGACAGUGUCGCAGAAUAUUACCCCUCUAUUUGGUGGGCCCAAUUUGAGUCAAUGAUGACACUGGGACUUUCCCUGGUCACUGUGGGAUUCGUUGUCAGGUUCAUUGGAGUCGCUGCUGAAGUUGCGCUUCAUGACGAUAGCAAGGGAUGUACUUUUGACACUUUCAUGGCCAUAUCUGGCUUCGUGACAUCCUCCCACAAUCGAUCCUCUGUUUCAAUGUCGACAGUGAGCAGCACGGAAACAACUUCUCGGAUGAUGUCGAACCGGAAUAAGACCCUUGACUCUCUCGCUAAAGUUAGUGGGGAGACGGCAAAAGGUCCCGUGGAAUGCGGCAGUUGUAUCGCGUCACCAAAGACAUCUCCUCCCUUCACAGCACCACCUCGCACAGUUGCACAUAGGGCGACUGGAUCCUCUCUCUCAGCUGCUCGCCGACUAAUGGCGCCGUUACAGAUCUAAGACCGUUGAGUUAAAUUGGGAAUAUUGCAGAUCUCUGAGAUGUUGGCCCGAUGAUACCAGUGGCUGCUUGCCUGUUGGAAGCGAGCUUGUCAGCGGCUUUUCCGAGGGAUCAGGUCAGGCGACCACGAUGGAAGCUCGCGCAAACACAGUCCUAUAGCUUCCGGAAAAUGAUCGACUCACUUGACUGGCAAACGUAUGAGUUGUUGAGCCGCCAAAUAACCUCAAGGCCGACAUGGGCCCAGAUCAUCGCGAAAUCGGAUGCCAUGUUCCUCAGCUUUCGUAUACUGGACCCAUCGUCUCGGUGCGCGCGGCGAUAUUCAUCUGCCAAGCGUUGUGCCAGAAGCCGAGUUGUCACCUUGACUCUCACAUCUCACACAAGCUUUCGCACUUU
Messenger RNA from Colletotrichum acutatum, 1102 nucleotides. RefSeq lists its product as uncharacterized. The transcript has 2 exons. Bases 307 to 711 code for a protein of 134 amino acids. Lineage: Eukaryota; Fungi; Ascomycota; Sordariomycetes; Glomerellales; Glomerellaceae. The record is from RefSeq and is a predicted model, not a curated record.